Messenger RNA from Aspergillus tanneri, 4752 nucleotides. RefSeq lists its product as uncharacterized. The record is from RefSeq and is a predicted model, not a curated record. Gene Ontology annotation, cellular component: HOPS complex; endosome. The coding region runs from base 1 to 4752 and encodes 1583 amino acids. Gene Ontology annotation, biological process: intracellular protein transport; organelle fusion; vesicle-mediated transport. The transcript has 11 exons. Gene Ontology annotation, molecular function: protein binding; protein-macromolecule adaptor activity. Lineage: Eukaryota; Fungi; Ascomycota; Eurotiomycetes; Eurotiales; Aspergillaceae.
AUGCCACCUCAUCGGGCCACCUCCCCGCUCUCUCUAGAAAUAUGCUCGCUUCCGCCUGCACACUCGGACAGUGACGAUAUCAUCGGUUCUGAUGAUGAGCUAGAUAAUGAGGGUCGAGCUUCCCAGCAUCGCAGGAUUGAGAAGCUUGCCAACGCUUACCUUCAGGGCAAACCCUUGUUCAUUUUCUCUGCUUCACUAAGAGGACCCUUUGACCAAGACUGGGUGAAUCCUUGGAGGAAAAACAGAAGACACAAUGAUACAACGGAACAGGAUUCUCGGCGGAUGCAUAAAGGAGAAGAUAGCGCUGAGAGUCCGGUGAUACAAGAAACCAACCUUCGGAAGCGGACAUGUUUCCUUCAGUCCCAAAUACCUCACCAUGCUAAAUCGUCCUCUGCUCGCCCAAACUCAGAUACGGCCGUUUCUUCAAGAAUCAAGAAAUGUUCUUCCGAGGAGGCAGCCCUCUUUUCAAAUCCUAGCACUCGACAAGAUGCACGUAAUAAGAUGUCAAUAUCGCUAUCGCAAGUAUCCAGUUCGAGGGCGAAGAAACAAACAACACGGUCAAAAUUGCAGUCGAAGCAUGCAGCUCAUGUCAAGGACGUGGAUAGAGGCUGGUUGAGGAAGGAUCGGGACCAUGUCGGAUUCCAGGACAUCGACCCUCCUACUUCCCCUACGACGAAGACAUCCUCCCGUUGUUGCGGAGCAAAGAAUCUUGUGGUCAAGCAUACCCUUGUCCAAGGUCAACCUCGAACCGUCCGGACUGAACAAUCAGAACGAAUGUACAAUGAUCAACAGAACCAGCCAACUUCUCAAACAUCUGCUGUAACUGCGACCCGCGUAGGAGAUGACUUGGUUGCAAAUGUCGAGUCUUUCCCUCCCGGUAGCAAGAGACCAAUUUCUCAUACGGGUCAGCUUCCCAUUUCUUCCACAUCUUCCAGCCAAGAAAGAUCAUUUCACUUUCUUUCGUCGUCAUCGCACCUACCCGGGUUUGGGUAUCGUCGGAAGAAACGUUGUUCUACUAGCCCAAAGACCAAUAAAGACCCUCCCAUCACUACCUAUAUGGAGAAUCAGGAGGGCCCAAGCCACUCUGCCUCUUCCAAAGGCUUUGGGAUCUUGCAUCAGCCAAAUCCGGUGCGCCAGCAAAACCUACCGAUGGAUUCCACCAGGCAGAACCAAGUUCAGCCCGAACAGAAUCCGCAGGACUCUGUCACAUUGACUAGCGCUUCCAAUACCUUAGAAAAUGACCCCGCCUCGCAUUCGGAGAGAGUUCAAUCAGUAAACAACCAGUCCAAAGAGGCGACGAGUGACAAACUCCCAUCCGCUCAACAAGUACGGCAGAACCCGACAGUAUCCGACUAUUUGACAUCGCUACACUCAAUAGCUAUCACAAAAGUCAAUUCGGAAGCUGAGGACGACACUAUCGCUGAUCAAGAAUUAUCCACGCAGGCAGCGCUACUCUUGGCGCAGCAGUCUUUUCAAAAUGACCUUGAUAGUUAUCAUCGCGACUCCAAAACCCCAGAGCGAAAGCGACGUGCUUCUCAACUUUCCAAUUGUACCUCACCGACAGCAAGUAAUAUAAUUCCUUUCUACCGACUUAGCACGCCAAAUGACCACAGAGGGAACGAUCAACCGAGGCCAAAUGGCAUGGUUGAUGCGCACAUGAUGAAUCAGGAUGCGCAAGGGGGUUUUCCGGGUGCAGAGAGCUUUAAUCUCAAUCAAGCUAUCGCCGAAGCAGGAAGCUGGCUACAGCAGAGCUUUGAUAUUAAUAAAGAUAUCGAUCAAUGCCGAAAUUACAGCGCGGAGCUCCGCCAUACAUCCCCGUACCUGGAGAUUCCAAAGACCAUUCGUUUGCCUGUCUUGCUUGUAUCGGUCCAUGGCUUGGGCCACAACCAAAUGGCUUUAACAUCGUGGAAAGCGUUCAACUUCUUCGACGUCUCUCCUGUUAAGCUGUCCGAAGAGAGCUCGUCGGUGUUCAAUUCAGAUAUUGCAUCCCUCUGUACCGGAUCGGAAAACCUCUUCCUUGGAUCUACCGAUGGCUUCGUUCAUAUCAUCUCGUCGAGCUUUAAGAUUAUUCGAUCGUUCAAGGCAUCCGACACAGGCUCCAUCACGCAUAUCAAACAGAUUGAAGGGUCAUCGCUUCUUGCUACGAUAGCGGAAGACCUUUUAAAUGAACCAAUCUUAAAAGUUUGGGCACUUGAUAAAUCGGAGAAGAAGACUGGGACGCCUAGGUGUUUGUCAACGACGGGGAUUCAAAAUGCAAGAAGACUAUUUCCUAUAUCGGCAUUCACAGCCCUGGAGGACCUAUCCCAGGUCGCAAUCGGGUUUGCUAACGGGUCCGUUACAAUUAUUCGCGGCGACUUGAUCCACGAUCGCGGUGCGCGACAACGUAUUGUUUUCGAGUCGGAAGAGCCGGUCACUGGUCUGGAAGUGCAUAGCGGACAAAUAACAACGCUUUAUAUCUCUACGACAAGUCGAAUCUUGGCUUUGAUCAUCGCUGGUAGGGGCCAAGGCCAGCCGGCACGCGUUCUUGAAGAUACGGGUUGUGCCCUUGGUUGUAUGACUUUAGACAGAGAGUCAGGGGAUGUGCUUGUUGCAAGGGAAGAUGCAAUGUACACGUAUGGGCCCCAUGGACGUGGUCCGAGCUAUGCCUUCGAGAGCCUUAAAAGCUCAAUCAACAUAUUUAAAGAUUAUGUCGCCUUGGUGUGCCCGCCCAAGGCUGUAUCUUCAAGAUCAGAUUCUCUGCGAAACUUGGGCGUUAAUCAAUCUGUUGAUAUAUUCUCGACAUCUACCUUCACCCUGCUGGACACGGACCUCAAAUUCAUAGCCCAUUCAGAGUCUCUCGUGUCUUCAGUGAAGAAGGUAUUCAUCGAAUGGGGGGAUUUGUUUCUCUUGACCACUGAUGGAAAGAUCUAUCGCUAUCGUGAAAAGAGUUUACAACAGAAACUCGAAAUCCUCUAUCAACGCAAUCUUUACAUACUGGCAAUCAAUCUCGCCCAGAAGACAGGCGUCGAUGCUUUGCAGCAAAAUACAAUCUACCGCAAAUACGGUGACUUUCUGUACCAAAGGGGCGACUAUGACACAGCAAUGCAGCAGUAUCUCAGAGCUAUUGAUAACACCGAGCCGUCGCAAGUUAUUCGAAAGUACCUUGACACGCAGCGUAUUCAUAAUUUAAUUGAGUAUCUCGAGGAGUUGCAUGACCAUGAUCGAGCCACAGUUGACCAUACAACUUUACUUCUGAACUGCUACGCAAAGUUGAAAGACACAGGAAAGCUGGAUGCGUUCAUUAAAGCUCCAGGUGAGCUGAAGUUUGAUUUGGAAACCGCGAUCGCUAUGUGUCGGCAAGGCGGCUACUACGAGCAAGCUGCCUAUUUAGCUACAAAGUACGGCGAAAACGAAAUGGUUGUUGACAUCUUGAUCGAGGACUCCAAGAAGUACGCGGAGGCAGUGGAGUAUAUCUGGAGGCUCGAACCUGAACUGACAUACCCUUAUCUUAUGAAGUAUGCUCGCGUCUUGCUGUCCAAUUGCCCGCAAAGGACAACCGACCUUUUCAUUGAGUAUUAUAAAGGAGAGUUUAAGCCAAGGACGGAAGUCGUCCCCCCAGCCGAACCUCAGGCACAUUCGAAUAGUACCCUACAGAACCUGGCAGCCUUUCUGCCUCUUUCUCUAAUGAGCGCCAGGGGCACACGGACAGAGGUGGCAGAUCCUCCACCAGCAGCGCAGGACCAGACAUCCGAGCAUAUCCCUCAGUACGAAGUCCCGAAACCUAGGACAGCGUUUUCUGCUUUUGUGGGACAUCCACAGGAGUUCAUUACAUUUUUAGAGGCGCUUAUAGAGCAGGAUGAUCUGAACAGGGAGGACAGAGUGGAUCUUUAUACAACGCUCUUUGAGAUGUACCUGGACACCGCUAACCGGAAAAAGCGUGCUGGUGAGAAGGAAGAAUGGGAGAAUAAGGCUAAGCAACUUAUCGAGGGCAAAGACAUCCCCAUCUCAACGUCAAGUGUUCUUUUGUUGUCUGAUCUCUCAGGCUUCCAAGAAGGUUCGACUCUAGUGCGAGAGCAAGAAGGCCUUCGCUCGGAUAUUUUUAGAUCGUUUACGUCCGCCAAGGACACCCAAGGAGCUAUCAAAGCUCUGAGGAAAUAUGGCCCACAGGAACCUCAGCUAUAUGUGGAUGCCUUAUCGUAUUUUGCGUCAAGCCCAAAGAUUCUUGAAGAAGCAGGCGAAGAACUGGACGUCGUGCUCAAAAAAAUCCAUGAAGAUGGACUUAUGUCACCUCUUCAGGUUAUCCAAACCCUCAGCAACAACGCGUUUGUAACUAUGGGCCGCGUGAAAAAAUAUUUGAGUGAUAAUAUUGAGCGCGAGCGCAAGGACAUAGCCACGAACCGCCGUUUGAUAUCUAGUUAUAGUACAGAAACUGAGAGCAAGAAAAAGGAACUAGAGCAGCUGGGCAACAAACCGGUCGUUUUUCAAGCUCGCCGAUGCAUGUCUUGUGGGGGAUCACUUGAUCUCCCCACGGUUCAUUUCCUCUGCAAACAUUCUUUUCAUCAACGCUGUCUCAACAAGGUAGAUGAAGAUGCCGAGUGCCCAAUGUGCGCUCCGCAGAACUCCACGAUCAAAGCUAUCCGGAAGAGACAGGUGGAAUCCGCAGACCAGCAUGAUCUUUUCAAAGGGGAGCUUCAGCGGUCCAAGGACCGAUUUGGGGUUAUCAGCGAAUUUUUCGGAAGAGGAGUAAUGCGACCGCAGAGCACAAUUGAAUGA